Molecule: messenger RNA, 763 nt
Organism: Centropristis striata (black sea bass)
Lineage: Eukaryota; Metazoa; Chordata; Actinopteri; Perciformes; Serranidae
Product: cell death-inducing p53-target protein 1 homolog
Exons: 4
Coding region: 1-507 (168 amino acids)
Molecular function (GO): zinc ion binding
Source: RefSeq, a predicted model, not a curated record
AUGGAAAAAGAACAGCCACCGAUGGAGGCAGCUCCCCCGUACCCUGGUCCUCCUCUAAACUACGGGGGCAAUAUGCAACCACCAGGGUACCCCCAGCCCGGCUACGCCCCCCAGGCCGGCUACGCCCCCCAGCCAGGCUACGCCCCCCAGCCCGGCUACCCCCCCCAGCCCGGCUACCCCCCCGCUGGGCCUCCACCUGCUACCUAUCAAGGAGGUGUUCCUUAUACUGCGGCCACAGCUGUACCUGUCACCACAGUGACUCACAUGAUAGUGAGACCGACCCUCCACGACGUCCCGGGACAGACGGUGUGUCCUCACUGCCAGCAGACUGUGAUCACGUCCACAGAGCACCGAGCGGGCCUGCUGACCUGGGCCAUCUGUGGGGGCCUCGCCUUCUUCGGGUGUUUCCUUUGCUGUUUUAUCCCGUUCUGCAUCGACUCCUGUCAGGAUGUGGAGCAUCGCUGCACUAACUGCCAGAAACUCGUCUACGUAUAUAAGCGAAUGUGAAAAUGACUGUGAAUGGAGCAGAAGACCUCCGUGCCUAUCUGCAGCCUUACUUCUUGAUUGUUUUUUUUAAAUAUACUGAUCAAAAUUGUUAUACAAAAUUCACUAACGCCAGUUCUUUGUCAUUGUACGACUUUUUCACACUAUAAUGAUAUUUACGCACCACUGUGGGAAGUUAUAGUCAGCAAUCAGUUAAACAUUUAUAUUUUAUUAAACAAAGUGAUAUAAACCAAACAAACAUGUCAAUAAAAACAAUGAA